This is a messenger RNA of Sesamum indicum (sesame), 5996 nucleotides long. RefSeq names its product glucan synthase-like 5 (gene GSL05). Gene Ontology annotation, cellular component: 1,3-beta-D-glucan synthase complex; plasma membrane. Gene Ontology annotation, molecular function: 1,3-beta-D-glucan synthase activity. Lineage: Eukaryota; Viridiplantae; Streptophyta; Magnoliopsida; Lamiales; Pedaliaceae. The record is from RefSeq and is a predicted model, not a curated record. Gene Ontology annotation, biological process: (1->3)-beta-D-glucan biosynthetic process.
AUUGGUGAAUGUACAACAAUGGUAGCAGGGGGUACAACAACGAGACCGUCGGAAUCCAUAUGUCGCCUGCCUCCCUUAAACUGCGUAAAUUCCCAUCCGCCAUUGCCAUUUGAAAAGUUGAUGACUUUCUGUUACAAAUCUGCUCACAAGAAACGAGUUGAACUAAAACCCACCCGCUUCACAUUGCACUUCCACCCUUCCAUCCCACCUCCCCCCACUCCCGUUCUCCGUCGGAGGGAGGACCUGAGAGCUUCAGCAAACCCCACAUCGCUUCCCAAAUCCUCAGAUCUCUGCGGAUGCGACAAUGAAUCAACGCCCCCCGCGACCGCAGGACGAAGAAGUGUACAAUAUCAUCCCAAUCCACAACCUUCUUGCCGACCACCCCGCCCUCCGUUUUCCCGAGGUCCGCGCCGCUGCUGCUGCGUUACGGGCCGUCGGUGACCUCCGCCGGCCCCCCUUCUCAACUUGGAAGCCCCACUAUGACCUCCUUGACUGGCUUGCCCUCUUCUUCGGGUUUCAGGAGUCCAACGUUAGAAACCAGAGGGAGCACCUCGUGCUCCAUCUCGCCAAUGCUCAGAUGCGCCUCUCCCCUCCUCCUGACAACAUCGAUACGCUCGACCCUUCCGUCCUGCGCCGCUUCCGCCGCCAUCUCUUGAAAAAUUACUCCAAUUGGUGCUCAUACCUUAACAUCAGGUCUAAUAUUUGGCUUUCGGAUUCGCGGUCCCGCCACUCGUCCUCCGAUCACCGGCGCGAGCUCUUGUACGUCUCGCUUUAUUUGCUUGUUUGGGGUGAGUCUGCAAAUUUGCGUUUCGUUCCGGAAUGCAUUUGUUAUAUAUUCCAUAAUAUGGCAAUGGAAUUGAAUAAGAUAUUGGAGGAUUAUAUUGAUGAGAACACGGGAAGCCCUUUUGUGCCGUCUAUAUCUGGUGAAAAUGCUUUUCUAGAUAAAAUUGUGAAGCCAAUUUAUGAUACUAUUAAGGAAGAGGUGGACAAUAGUAAGAAUGGGACUGCCCCACAUGCUGCGUGGCGGAAUUACGAUGAUAUAAAUGAGUACUUUUGGAGUAAGAGGUGUUUUGAGAAGAUGAAAUGGCCGAUUGAUGUUGGGAGUAAUUUUUUUGUGACGGGCCAUAAGGGGAAGAAGGUCGGAAAAACAGGGUUUGUUGAGCAGAGGUCAUUUUGGAAUUUGUUUAGGAGCUUUGAUAAGUUGUGGAUUAUGUUGAUUCUGUUUCUUCAGGCAGCGAUCAUUGUGGGUUGGGAGGGCCCCGAGGCUCCAUGGAAGGCACUGCGGAGUAGGGAUGUUCAGGUGAGGUGCUUGACCGUGUUCUUCACAUGGGCUGGACUGAGGUUCUUUCAGUCUUUGUUGGACAUUGCAAUGCAGUAUAGUUUGGUUUCGAGGGAGACCAAGUCUCUGGGAGUGAGGAUGGUCUUGAAAGCUGUGGUUGCAGCAGGGUGGAUUCUGGUGUUUGGGGUGUUUUAUUCAAGGAUAUGGAAGCAGAGGAAUAGUGAUCGUGGGUGGUCGAAUGCUGCAAACAACAGAGUGGUCAAUUUUCUUCAGGUCGUGGUGGCUUUUCUUGCACCAGAGCUGUUAGCUUUGGCUCUAUUUCUUCUGCCAUGGAUUAGGAAUUUUGUGGAGAACAAAAAUUGGAAAGUAUUUUAUUUGUUGUCAUGGUGGUUUCAGAGCAGUAUUUUUGUGGGUCGGGGACUUAGAGAAGGACUUAUUGACAAUAUUAAGUAUACCCUUUUCUGGGUCGCAGUGCUUGCGACGAAAUUCUCUUUUAGCUACUUCAUGCAGAUUAAGCCCAUGAUUGCACCGACAAAGACCUUGCUAGAUCUCGAAAAUGUUAACUAUGAGUGGUAUGAGGUCUUUAAUGCCAGUAACCGUGUUGCCAUUGGGCUGUUGUGGCUCCCGGUUGUUUUGAUUUACUUAAUGGAUAUCCAGAUUUGGUACUCAAUUUAUUCCUCAUUUGUUGGGGCGGCAGUUGGGUUGUUCGACCACUUGGGUGAGAUUCGGAACAUGCAACAGUUGAGGUUGAGAUUCCAAUUCUUUGCUAGUGCUAUUCAGUUUAAUCUUAUGCCUGAGGAGCAGCUACUGAAUGCUAGGGGGACAUUUAAGAGCAAGUUCAAGGAUGCAAUUCACCGGUUGAAACUGAGGUACGGGCUGGGCCGUCCCUUCAAGAAACUUGAAUCCAACCAGGUAGAGGCCUACAAAUUUGCCUUGAUAUGGAAUGAGAUAAUCAAAACAUUUAGGGAGGAAGACAUUAUCAGUGAUCGUGAGGUUGAGCUUUUGGAGCUGCCUCAAAAUGACCGGAAAGACCCCAGAAGUAAUUGGGAAAUUCGGGUGAUCCAGUGGCCUUGCUUGCUCCUCUGUAAUGAGUUACUGCUUGCUCUAAGCCAGGCACAAGAGUUGGUAGAUGCUCCUGACAGGUGGCUUUGGUAUAAGAUCUGCAAGACCGAAUACAGGCGCUGUGCGGUCAUUGAAGCAUAUGAUAGUUUAAAGCACUUUUUACUUGCAAUCGUCAAGUAUGAUUCUGAGGAGCGCUCCAUAAUCAGAACUUUUUUCCAAGAAAUUGAGCAAUGGGUUCAGCUGGAAAAAUUCACGAAGAACUACGACACCAGAGCACUCCCCAAAAUCCAUGCAAAGUUGGUGGAUCUUCUAUGUCUUGUCCUCAAGCCUGAUAAAGAUGCUGAUAAGGUGGUAAAUGCUCUUCAGGCCCUCUACGAGGUUGCUAUUAGAGAUUUCCUGAAAGAGAAGAGAAACAACGAACAGCUAAAGGAGGAUGGCCUGGCUCCUCAAAGCACAGCUUCUGGUGAAGUUUUGCUUUUUCAGAAUGCUGUCCAGUUGCCCAGUGCAAGUAAUGAGACUUUCUAUCGUAGGGUCCGUCGGUUGCAUACCAUUCUCACAUCUCGGGAUUCCAUGCAGAAAGUUCCAGAAAAUCUUGAGGCAAGGCGUCGAAUUGCCUUCUUCAGUAACUCCUUGUUCAUGAACAUGCCUCACGCUCCCCAAGUUGAGAAAAUGAUGGCUUUCAGUGUUUUGACCCCAUACUACAGUGAAGAGGUGCUGUACAGCAAGGAACAACUUCGAACUGAGAAUGAAGAUGGAAUUUCGACCCUCUACUACUUGCAAACUAUCUAUGCCAGUGACUGGAGGAACUUCUUGGAGAGGAUGCGCCGAGAAGGGAUGACCAGUGAGAAAGAACUUUGGACAACUAGGCUAAGAGAUCUUCGAUCGUGGGCAUCAUACAGAGGCCAGACACUUUCCCGGACUGUGAGGGGAAUGAUGUACUACUAUCGUGCUCUUGAGCUGUUGGCUUUUCUGGAUUCUGCUUCUGAGAUGGACAUGAGGGAAGGAUCUCAGCAACUGGGUUCCUUGACGCAUGACGAUGGUAUGGAUGAUUUGAGUUCAGAGAGAUCACCCUCAUCAAGAACUUUGAGCAGAGCAGAUAGUUCCGUCAGUGUUUAUUUUAAAGGUCAUGAGCGUGGGACAGCUUUGAUGAAGUUCACUUAUGUGGUUGCAUGCCAGAUUUAUGGUUCACAGAAGGCCAAAAAGGAUCCCCACGCGGAGGAGAUACUUUAUCUGAUGAAAAAUAACGAAGCACUUCGGGUUGCUUAUGUUGAUGAGGUGUCGUCGGGAAGGGAUGAGAAAGAGUAUUACUCUGUCCUGGUGAAAUAUGAUCAGAAGUUGCAGAGAGAAGUCGAGAUAUAUCGGGUCAAGUUGCCUGGUCCACUCAAGCUUGGGGAGGGGAAACCAGAGAAUCAGAAUCAUGCCAUUAUCUUCACUAGGGGAGAUGCAGUUCAGACAAUUGACAUGAACCAGGAUAACUAUUUUGAGGAGGCUCUAAAGAUGCGGAACCUUCUGGAGGAAUUCAAGCGCUACUAUGGGAUCAGAAAACCUACCAUCCUGGGAGUUCGGGAGCAUAUUUUUACUGGCUCCGUGUCGUCACUUGCUUGGUUCAUGUCUGCACAGGAAACAAGUUUUGUAACCUUGGGGCAGCGUGUUUUGGCUAAUCCUUUGAAAGUCCGGAUGCAUUAUGGGCACCCAGAUGUGUUUGACAGGUUUUGGUUUAUGACUCGUGGGGGUCUAAGCAAGGCUUCCAGAGUUAUCAAUAUUAGUGAGGAUAUUUUUGCUGGAUUUAAUUGCACAUUGAGAGGCGGGAAUGUUACCCACCAUGAAUACAUCCAAGUUGGAAAGGGAAGGGAUGUUGGGCUGAAUCAGAUCUCUAUGUUUGAAGCCAAGGUUGCCAGUGGGAAUGGUGAGCAAAUACUGAGCCGAGAUGUUUACAGGUUGGGUCAUAGGUUGGACUUCUUCCGAAUGCUCUCAUUCUUUCACACUACUGUGGGAUUUUUCUUCAAUACCAUGAUGAUUAACCUGACUGUUUAUGCAUUUUUGUGGGGCCGGCUUUAUCUGGCACUGAGCGGCGUGGAAGGUGCUGCUUUGGCAGAUGCCAACAAUAAUAGAGCGCUUGGUACAAUCUUGAACCAGCAGCUCAUCAUCCAACUUGGUCUUUUUACUGCCUUGCCAAUGAUUGUGGAAAACUCGCUCGAGCAUGGCUUUCUGAAUGCUAUCUGGGACUUUAUAACGAUGCAGCUCCAACUUUCUUCUGUAUUUUAUACAUUCUCUAUGGGGACCCGUGGUCAUUACUUUGGCAGAACUAUUCUGCAUGGUGGUGCGAAAUAUCGUGCAACUGGCCGUGGUUUUGUGGUGCAGCACAAGAGUUUUGCUGAGAAUUAUAGAUUAUAUGCUCGUAGUCACUUUGUGAAAGCUAUUGAACUUGGACUGAUACUCACUGUAUAUGCUUCCUACAGUCCUGUGGCUAAGGGAACUUUGGUGUACAUAGCAUUGACUAUUUCCAGUUGGUUUUUAGUAGUGUCCUGGAUAUUGGGGCCCUUCAUUUUUAACCCCUCAGGCUUUGAUUGGUUAAAAACUGUGUAUGACUUUGAUGAUUUCAUGAACUGGAUAUGGUACAGGGGUGGCGUGUUUGCAAAAUCUGAACAGAGCUGGGAAAAGUGGUGGUAUGAAGAGCAAGAUCAUUUAAGGACAACUGGUUUUUGGGGAAAGAUACUGGAAAUCAUUUUGGACCUUCGUUUCUUCUUUUUUCAGUAUGGAAUUGUGUAUCAAUUAGGCAUUGCUGCUGGAAGCAAGAGCAUUGUCGUUUACUUGCUUUCAUGGAUCUAUGUGGUGGUGGCUCUUGGACUUUACACAGUAAUCGCAUAUGCCCGGGACAAAUAUGCUGCAAAAGACCACAUCUACUAUCGUUUGGUUCAGUUCCUUGUUAUUAUCUUGGCAACAGUUGUGAUAGUUGCCUUGCUUGAGUUUACCCAGUUCAGAUUUAUGGAUCUCUUCACUAGCUUAUUGGCUUUUAUUCCUACUGGGUGGGGAUGUAUAUCUAUUGCACAGGUCCUUCGACCCAUUUUGCAGAAAACAAUGCUUUGGGAGACUGUUGUUUCUGUAGCUCGCCUAUAUGACAUAAUGUUUGGAGUCAUUGUCAUGGCCCCUCUGGCCCUUCUAUCAUGGCUACCUGGGUUCCAAAACAUGCAGACCAGGAUUCUCUUCAAUGAAGCAUUUAGUAGGGGCCUACACAUAUCCCAAAUUGUGGUUGGAAAAAAACCUAAGGCUGCUAUGUAAGAUAAGGUUUACGGUCGCGUUGCAGAAUGGACAUGUCUGCAGAGUGCGAGGCUCUAAUCCGUAUGUAGCAUCAUUUUCCUGUUAUUUGUAUUUUGACGAGCCAAAGAUUUUGAGUUAGCGUCUGUUGUGCUGGUCGUUUCAUAUUUUUGUUACUGUUUGUAAUUAGUCAAUUCUUCUCAUAGUCGAUGCGUACAUUACUAGUUAGAUAAGAGAUUCUUUCGUUUGUGAUUAAUUAGCAAGGUUGUUGUAAGAUUACGUUCUAUGUUGUGCCUAUUGUGAGGUGAAAUAGUAUACCAGCUUACUCACACUGUACCAGAUUAUGUAAUUGUCCUUGUAACUGGUUGAGUUCGAAAUUUUGAAUCCUUCUGAUUUGUUA